AUGCCGCGCCUUCGAAAUAGCCUCUUCCCUCUCCUCCGCGCCGCCUCCCCGCUACCCUCCCCCAUCCACCGCCGCGCGUGCCGCCUCCUCUCCACCUCCACCGCCAUCACCCCCGCGCCCUUCUCCCUCGAGGACUACCUCGUCGCGUCCUGCGGCCUCGCCCCAACCCAAGCCCGCGAGGUGUCCAAGAAGGCGUUCCACGAGUUAUCCAGAGCACACAGGAGACCAUCGGAUGAGCUCUCCUCCUCCCGCAUCAACUCCGCCUCCAACCCCGAUGCUAUCCUCGCCCUGCUCUCCGGCGUCGGCCUCUCCCGCGACGACAUCGCCGUCGUCGUCUCCGCGGACCCGCUGAUCCUCCGCGCCUCCGUGAAGAACAUCGCCCCCCGCCUCCUUGCUCUCCGAGACCGGCUCGUGGCAACCAUCUCCCGUAAUUCCAAGGACAGGGUUGCCGCCAAGCUUGAGUUCUAUAAGAGGAUUCUUGGUGUUUCUGAAUCUGAGGUUUCCACUGCAGUGUCCAAGAUGCCAAAUAUACUAAGAUUCUCUGACGAAAUUCUUCUUCGCAAGAUUAAAUUCCUGGUCAGUGAGGCUGCAAUGGAGCCACGAUACAUUGUUGAAAGGCCUGUCCUGUUAGCAUUGAGCCUGGAGAAGCGGCUAUUGCCCAGGCAUUAUGUCAUCAAGGUCCUGCAGGAAAAGGGACUGUUGGAUAUGAGCUUUUACUCAGUAGUUGCACUUGGAGAGGAUACUUUCAAAUCAAAGUUCAUCGACCGUCACAAGGACUCAGUUCCUGGCCUUGCAGAUACUUAUGCUGCAGCUCGUGCUGGCAUUAUGCCAUCUAGAAUCUAA
This is a messenger RNA of Miscanthus lutarioriparius, 843 nucleotides long. NCBI's taxonomy places the organism in Eukaryota, Viridiplantae, Streptophyta, Magnoliopsida, Poales, Poaceae. The record is from the annotation of a GenBank genome assembly.